CUUUCCUCUUUCUCAAUUCUUUACUCACGCAAUCGUGGUUCAUCGGGUUUCCACUUACUUCGGUGUUCCUACACCGCCCACGUGAUUACCUCACCACUUUCUUGGCGGUAUAAAUUCCUCACCUCCGAUCGCAUUCUCCACUUCUCUUAUCCCCCGACUCUCUCCUUAUCACUCUGCGCUUUUCCCGUCGCGUGUUUACGCCCCCCGUCUCCGCGCCAUCUCUCACAACCUGCGUGUGAUUGUGCGCGGAAGUGUGUAUCCAGUCUUUUCGAGAAAUUCGCGAACGCGUCAAUCCCCAAGAACCCUGUGUCUGUGACAUCACCAUAGAGCUUGUAUCUCGCUCUUCUGGCACUAGUCUUCAUGGCGACCCCGCCACCCGAGGCUCCUCCUGUUCUUAAGGAGGAGAAGCCCCAGCUUCCUCCAUCUCCUACCGGAGUGACUGCGCCUGAUGUUGCGCCUACCAGUGCGACCACAGAUGUCAAGAUGGCCGGUACGGAUACCCCGACUGCAAACAACACCCCCGUAGUCAAUGGUAAUGGUCACCCCCCGGCUGCAUCUACAACAAACGGCACGGGAAGUGCUGCAUCUCCCCCCAAAUCUCCUGCGCCUGCUUCCGACGCCCCAGCUGCUCCUGCGUCUGCUCAACAGACUCCUACUGAGCCCACUAUGGCCGACCAGAAGCCAUCCGAGGCAGUGACCCCAGCCGUGAACUCCGAGGAUAAGGCGACUCCCAAGGAACCUGCCCCUACCCCCGCUGGCGGACCCCUAGCAGCUUCAUUCGACGGAGCCAAUGAUAUUGAAAUGCAGAUUGAUGGCCCGUCAGAUGCACCUGCACCACAACCUUUGAAGACCGAAUUACCCCAUCAUCCUACCACUGAGAGCGCGACACCGUCCCUGCCACCUAUCCAAACCGAUUAUGAGAUGAAGGAUACAUCCAGUGCGCCCAUGUCCCCAUUCAAAGCCUCUCGUGAACGCUCGGAAGAUCCUGUAGAGGAACCUGCGGCCAAGCGUACCAAGGUGGCUGGCGAGAAUGGAACACCUGCCGCCAAGCUCCCGGAAGGUCCCAAGCCUACUACUGAGACUUCUCGCUCUUCCCAGUCUGGCGUCACUAAGUUGCAACAUAAGUUCCUCACAAAGUGCAUCUCAAGCUUGAAGCGUAUGCAUGACUCGCGUUUCUACCGUGAACCCGUGGAUCCAAUCAAGCUGAAUAUUCCGAACUAUCACCAUGUUAUCACCAAACCCAUGGAUCUGGGUACCAUCGAGAGGAAGCUUAAGGCCAACGUGUACUCUUCCCCGAAGGCAUUUGAGGAUGACUUUGCUUUGAUGGUCGAUAACUCUUUGCGCUUCAAUGGCCCCGACCACCUGGUCACUCAAGAGGGCCAGAAGCUCAAAAUCACUUUGGAUAAGCAGAUGGUCAACCUUCCCAGACCCGAUGAGGUGGAGGAAAAGAAGCCUAAGAAGAGCUCGGAGAAGACUUCAGCUGCGCGACGAGAGCCACGUACCUCCCUUCCCAGCCAGCCCGCCAAGGCAGCCUCACCCCAGAGCGCCACCACCACUUUCGCGCUGGGUCCCGAAGGCUUACCCACUAUUCGUCGCGACUCGUUCAACCCUGAUGGUCGACCCAAGCGGUCCAUCCACCCUCCUAAGCGGGACCUGCCGUAUUCUACCAAGCCCAAGAAGAAGAAGUACCAGUGGGAGUUGCGGUUCUGCCAGGAAGUUCUCGAUGAGCUCCACAAGCCCAAGUAUCAACUCAUUGCGAUUGCUUUCUACUACCCCGUGGACCCUGUUGCUCUCAACAUUCCAACAUACCAUAACGUGAUCAAGAAGCCGAUGGACUUGAUGACCAUCCAGUCUAAGCUCAAGACUGGCCAAUACGAAAACGCCAAGGAGUUCGAACAAGAUAUCCGCUUGAUGUUCAAAAAUUGUUGGCGGUUCAACCUCAAGGGCGAUCCGACCUACGUGGCCGGUGAGAGCCUGUCGGAGGUUUUCGAUAAGAAGUGGAAAGAAUUGCCGGCGUACCUCGAGAAGCACGAGCCUCACCAUGAGCAAGAAGCCGAUUCCGAGGAGGAGGAAAGCGACGAAGACGUGGAGGAGAGCGACAACGAGGAUAAUGAGAAACUCAGCCUACUGCAGAAGCAGAUCGCAGAGAUGUCCCGUCAGGUGGAGAUGAUCACCCAGAAAAAGAAAAAGACUCCCCCUGCCAAGAAGCUUGGGAAGUCUAAGUCGGGCAAGAAGGAGAUCAAGAAGAGCAGCAGUACUAUCGGCAAGAAGGACAAGAAGAUCAGCAGCAAGGGCUACAAGGAUAAGACGCGCUUUGUGACCUAUCACGAAAAGCAGAUCAUCUCCAACGGCAUCAGUAGCCUUCCUGACAAGAAGAUGCACGAGGCGCUCGGGAUUAUCCAGAGUAACGUCCCUGCUCUUAAGGGUACCCAAGAAGCCGAGAUCGAGCUCGACAUUGAUGAGCUGCCAAACAACGUCCUUUUAUUGCUUCUUGAUUUCGUGAAGAAGAACGUACCCCACAUCAUGGAUGACGAGGACAUUGCCCCAGUUGCCGGUUACGCGGCCCCCAAGCCGAAGAAGAACAAGCCCAUGAGCAGCAAUGAGCAAGAGGCUCGGAUCAAUACCCUUCAGAGCAAUCUCUCCCGGUUCGAUGGAGGUGCUCCUGUUCCCUCGGUUGAGAACAACGAGUCCAGCGAAGAUGAGUCGGACGAGGAUUCGGAGGAGAGCGAGGAGGAGUAAAAACUCCGUGCACCCAUCGUUGCUGUCUCUUAGGUGCAAGGGAUAUCUUGCUUUGACUUGCGUUCCGAGCGUUAAUCUGUUUUUUUUUUC
This is a messenger RNA of Penicillium pulvis, 2829 nucleotides long. Its product is annotated as putative transcription regulator BDF1. Gene Ontology annotation, cellular component: nucleus; chromatin. Gene Ontology annotation, biological process: regulation of DNA-templated transcription; chromatin remodeling. The coding region runs from base 361 to 2739 and encodes 792 amino acids. The record is from RefSeq and is a predicted model, not a curated record. The transcript is spliced from 3 exons. Lineage: Eukaryota; Fungi; Ascomycota; Eurotiomycetes; Eurotiales; Aspergillaceae.